AUGGAAGAAACUUCAUAUAAUAAGUCACAAUUGAAUUACAUUGGUGAGGGAUACUAUAGCUACUCUGUCACCAUGGUAAAUAAGGGACAAGAAAUUCCUUACAUUAGAAUUUUUGCUUUCUUCAUGAGCAUUGAUUUCUCAAAUAACAAAUUUCAUGGAGAAAUUCCAAGGACAAUACGGGGUCUUCGAACUUUAGUUGUGCUCAACUUGUCAAGUAAUAAUUUUACAGGACCCGUUCCACUAUCUUUAGGGAAUCUGAUUAAGCUUGAAUCCUUAUAUCUCGCUAAAAAUAAGCUUUCCGGUCAAAUCCGUCAGCAGUUUACUAGACUCAUGUUUCUUGAAUAUUUGAACCUCUCUGAUAAUGAACUUGUGGGGCCAAUACCUCAAGCAGGACAAAUUGGUAUAUUUGAAAAUUCGUCUGAGGGAAAUUGGGGAUUAUGUGGUCCUCCAUUGUCAAAAAAGUGUGGAACCUCUCUUUUACCACCUCAUGACAAUGAGAAAUCAGGUGAUUCAAUAUUAUCUGGUUUUGGUUGGGAAGCUGUUGCGAUAAGAUAUGGAUGCGGACUCAUAAUCGGAUUGAUGCUCGGAUAUAUCAUCACCUCAAGGAGCCCAUACUUGGUGUUCAAGAUUUUUCAUGUGAUCCCACCAAUGAGACUAAAAGGAAUAAACAGUUGA
This is a messenger RNA of Ziziphus jujuba (common jujube), 675 nucleotides long. RefSeq names its product putative receptor like protein 25. The transcript has a single exon. Bases 1 to 675 code for a protein of 224 amino acids. The record is from RefSeq and is a predicted model, not a curated record. NCBI's taxonomy places the organism in Eukaryota, Viridiplantae, Streptophyta, Magnoliopsida, Rosales, Rhamnaceae. Gene Ontology annotation, molecular function: protein binding.